This is a messenger RNA of Ilex paraguariensis (yerba mate), 278 nucleotides long. The record is from the annotation of a GenBank genome assembly. NCBI's taxonomy places the organism in Eukaryota, Viridiplantae, Streptophyta, Magnoliopsida, Aquifoliales, Aquifoliaceae.
UUGGAGAUGAGAUAUAUGGUGUCUUCGACAACUUCCAGCUUCUUUGGAAAAGUUCCCAUUGGGUCAUCAUCUUUCGUCAAAUAAUGUCAGAACAAAUGUUACAGAGGCAGACGAUUGAUCCGGAUCAAGGAUGUGGGAGACUAAUCAAGGGAUCUGUAGGAUUCUUUGAGAGCCCAACUGAAGUUUCUGUCAAUACGACAACAUUCUGAGAUUCCUACUUGAGUUAUUUGAAUUUUACAGCUUUUAUUAUGACAAUUUGUGGAGUUCUUGAAGAUUUG